Messenger RNA from Ambispora gerdemannii, 5283 nucleotides. Lineage: Eukaryota; Fungi; Glomeromycota; Glomeromycetes; Archaeosporales; Ambisporaceae. The record is from the annotation of a GenBank genome assembly.
AUGGACUAUAUUACUGCACUCUCUCAUAAUUCACCGACCGCGAUAUCCGAUGCGCUCGCUCGAGAAUCUCAUUACCGUGCUUUAUUCGCUACUGCUCCUGUCCAUCCUUCAUUAAAGGAACCAUACUUGAAUUUGAUUAAUGUUUACCAACAUGAAUCAAUUUGGAAGUCGAAUAGCUCCAAGAAUGCUUCAGAUGAUUGCACGAUUAUCAUGCCAUUGGAAGAAAAAAAUCGACGAAAAGAUGGUGACUGGGCUAUUGAGCAUGGUGGAAAUGAACGAUUUUUGAGGAAUUGGCAUUUGCUUACCGAAGGCACUCUCGAUGGACUUGAUUGGUCGAAUGUUUUUGCCGCAGGCGGAUCAGUUCUCGCCUGCCUUCUUCCAAUCCCUGAAAAAUAUUCGACAUUUUCACGAAAAACUCGAGAAUAUUAUCAUGAAAAAGCCUACGUAAGCUCGGAUGUGGAUUUAUUUAUCUAUGGAUUGGAUGAAGAAGCGACAAAACAAAAAAUGGUUGAUAUUUAUAAUGCUGUUGCGGAUAAUGUUCCAUGGGAGGUCACUUGUGUUCGAGCCAAGAGCUGUGUGACUAUUGUCAGUCAAUAUCCAUAUCGUCAUAUUCAGAUCGUUUUACGGUCAUAUCAAUCUCCUUCUGAAGUUUUGACUGGAUUUGAUGUUGAUUGUUGCUCUGUUGGAUUCGACGGAAAAAACGUGUGGGCAUUAGCAAGAGCGCACCAAGCCAUUACGAAACAGUGCAAUGUAGUCGAUUUGACACGGCGUUCACCUUCAUAUGAAAUGCGACUAGCCAAGUAUGCGGAGCGUGGUUUCGAGAUUAAAGUUCCAUCAUUAGAUCGUUCUCGAAUCGAUCCUACUAUUUACGAUCGCAGUUUCGAGAAAUUGCAUGGACUUGCUCGUUUACUCGUUCUUGAGCGAUUAGCUACUCCAGAUUCCAGAUUCAAAUACAUGGAGGAGAAAAGGAAACGCUUGUUACGACCAAAACAUCCAAAAUCAGGAAUGUAUGCAUCAAGAAGUUGGUCAAGAUCGAGAAAUUUGCGGACAAGCAAAUUCGAAAACAGCGAUUAUGAGACUGUUCAAUUACCAUAUGGUGAAAGAUUUAAUGCAAAACGUAUCAAAAAUCUUUUAUAUACUAAAGAUAUGGUGAUGAAUUCUGAUUGGAAUCAAAAGAACCGUAAACGAACUCUUCAUCGACAUCCCUGCUUUUUCGGCACAAUGGAACAAGUUUUCAAUGACUGUUGUGGGACAUGUCCUGAUCCAAGAACUCCUGAAGAAAAAGAACUUCAAGAAGAAGAGGAUAAAAUCUUCAUAAGAGGAAAAAUUUCUUUUAUCAAAGACGACCCAGGACGCCAAACAAUCGGUAGUUUCCAUCCACUUACCGAGGACGAUUGGGCCGAAGAAGCAUUUAUUAGUCCUGUUCGUGAAGAUUUAUGUACCGCAUCCGCUAAAGGCAAUAUUGAAAUAAUUAAGAAAACGUUAAUUGAAGAAAAAGCGGAUGUAAACGCCCGUGACUAUCUUGGUAGAACUCCUUUGCAAUUGGCUGUUAUGGGUGGAUUUACAGAUGCUGUUGCUCUGCUGCUAGAUCAUGACGCAAGGAUCACGGCCAGAAUGUCAGAUGGCCGAACAGCGGUACAUGUUGCUGCCACGCUUGGCUUUGUGGAUAUUCUUGAGCUCUUGUUUAAGAGGAGUGAUAUCAAUAAAAAAGAAGCAGAAGAACGGGAUUUGACAAAAGCAUUAGCUGAGACAGAAUCGCAACUUGUAUCACUUGGUAAAGAAAGUAAAAAAGAGGACAUAGACGACCAUAAAUCCGAUGGAUCACUAGAAUUUAUUGAGAAAAUGGAACUGGAUGAAAAGCCUCCAGGUGAUCAAGACAAAGAUGAAAUUCCAACCCCUGCGGAGGAAGAAGAAGCUGAUGAUAUCAUCGAUGUUAAUAUUGAAGCGUGGGAUCAUCAAUUCACUCCACUAGAAUACGCUAUUCUAUUUGGCCGGUUAGAAGUUGCUAAGCUAUUAAUUAAGCAUGGAGCGAAUGUCAAGCGUCCUAUCAAGUUUAGUCGGCCAAUGAAUGCCUAUGGUUAUUAUGAUUACUUAUCAAAAAAGAAAGUAUAUUUUCCUUUGGGUUUGUCGAUGUUAACUAGAGAUCAAGAAGUUGGAUUGAAAAUCGCGACCUUAUUAUUAGAAAAUGGAGCAAUGACUUCACAGCUUGAUUAUGAAUUUAAUACAAUACUGCAUUUAGCCGUAAAAGCCGACAAAAUCGAAUUUGUUCGAUUAUUCUUGGAAAUCGAUCCCUCGGCAUCUCUUGCUAUUAAUAAGCUCAAUAAUUCAAAAGAAUCAUCUCUCUGCAUUGCAAUUCAAAAUUCAAACCGACAAAUUACCGAGCUAUUACUCAAGAAUGGGGCACAUGUUCAAGUCACACUGGAAGACUGUGAAAAGUAUUUAAAAGCAACUAAUUAUAUAACUAGCCCGGUCGCUAUUCUUGAACAAGUAACACAGCCAAUAAAACGUGGUUUGAGCAAUGGUUUAUAUCGAAUUCUUGUGGAAGCUGGUGCCGAUGUAAAUACCUACUACGACAGAUUGACAACUAUUCGUGAUUACAUGCAAAGCCAAGUAGAAGCCAGCGUGAAAGCAUUACAAGAGUUUAAUCCGACACUUUCUAAAGCCCGAGAUUUCUCAAGAGUUCCAAAAAAACUAAUUGAUCUAGACGAAUUGUUGGACAAUGAACGAAAAAAGCACUCGACAAAUUCUUAUACUGGACAUUUAUUGUCUCUAGCGACAGGAUCUGAUCUUAACUAUUUUAUAUUGCGUUCUUAUCCACAAACUUAUUCCGAUUUCGAAUUAAAAUAUCAUUUUGUCGCCGGAUUAUUUGGCGUUGGCAAAGUCACGCCCGAAUCCGAAAACGAAAAACAGGAACGCCGAACUAAAAUAGAACGCGAAUUGAAUGCUCAUAAAGAGUGUUUGAUGUUUUUAAUUGAGAAUGGAGCAAAAAACAUUUCAGACCUCAAACCAGAAGAGCAAGUUGCUCAGCGCGAACAACGCGAACAACUACAAGCGAUACAACAAGAUCAAUUGGCUAAAGUACGAGAAGCUGUGGAAAAAGCAGAAACCGAAGAAGAAAAACAACAGCUUCAACGGCAAGCUUUGCAACUUCAACAGCAAAUAUUAUUGAACCAAAACUUGAUAUUACAAAAUGCUUUGCAACAUGGAGAACAAUCAUCAGAAAGACAACAAGAAAUUUCUCAAUUACUUAAUCAAAUUAUUUCAACUCCAAUUAAUGCCAAUCCUGUCUCUGCUGCUACUAACGUCUCAGAAUUUAAUAUCGAUAUCAACAAGUUUCUUUAUGAAUUUACAUAUCUCGGUCACGCAGGGCAGAAAGCGAAGUUAUGUGAAAAUCCCAAAGAUUAUGUCUCGUUAUAUAAUGCCAUUUGGCAUAAUGAUCUUGCGUCGUUUGAUCGGCUUUCGAAGAAAUGUGUCAUUGCAGUAUUAGAUAGAAAUAAUUGGACUCCAUUAUUUCUUGCUUCUUAUCGAGGUCAUGAGCAUUUAGUUGCUAGAAUCUUGGAAAUUGCUGAGAAACAAUAUGUUCCUCUUCUAGAAAAUAAAGAUGAGGAGAUGGAUGUUGCUAUAAAUAAUUAUGACAUUGCGCAUGAUUAUCUUUCAGACUCUGACGAGUCUGAUUCAUAUUACUAUGAACCUGCUGCUUCACUAGAAAACCCUGAAGAUCCGCCUGAAGAUCCAAGUUCAACCAUAAAUUUAAAAUCAGUAUCGGUAUCACAUGUAUCUCCGUUCGUUUUAAUACAACAGAUUGUAGUGGGAUUAUCGAGAACCGAAUUUUUACCCGAAAGAUUUUGGAUAAAACAUGAAGAAAAUCCCAAAGAUGUGCAGCUUACUGCUUUGUCUGUUGCAGUCGUUAAAAACCAUGUUAAAAUUGUUGAAUUGUUGAUAAAAAGAAAAUAUCGCAUAAAAGACGAUGUUUCGGAAAAAGAAGGCGGCCUCGUUACCAAACUAAUUUGUGAUCAAGGAAAUGGACAUAAUAGACUUGAUGUCGACGGAUCUAAAAGAAGAAAUUGGAUUCUGCGUCAUUUCCCAGAAGCUUCAAAGAAACCAAUAGAUGUUUCUUUUCUUCAUGUAGCAGCUUACUAUGGCAACUUUGCGUCAAUCGAAUACUUUCUAUCGUCACGUCCAAUUCGUGCCCUUGAGCGUUUCGCACGUAAAAAUCGUAACAAUGAUCUUCGGGCGAAAAUAAUGAACACUGUUGAAGAUGUAAAAAAAGUUGGAAAACGUAUCUUUACAUUUGAGCCAUAUGAAAACACAACGCCAUUCCAUUGGGCUGUUGAAGGAAAUCAACCAGAAGCAAUCAAGGCAUUAGCAAAGUACUAUCACCCUAAUUUGGAUGAAGGAGAUGAUACACUAGAAGAAAUUUUAGAUACUCGUGCAAAAACUAAAGGAGCCACAGCAUUUAUUCAUGCUGCUAAUAGAGAAAAUAAGGAAUGUGUCGAAGCGUUGUUAGAGGCAGGAGCGGAUCCGGGUAUCACAGAUGAAGAUGGAUGGACUGGUGUUCAUCAUGCCGCUCAUCACGGUAACAUUGAAUUGCUUCAAUUGCUCUUCAAUAAGCUCGAUGAAAACACAGUACAGCGUACUCUUGAUCAACGUAGCAAAAAAUUCAGACACACUCCGAUCGCAAUCGCCAUUCUCCUAUCGCAUAGAGAAACUUUUAAAAUUCUUUGGGAUCAAGUUUUAACCGCCAAUAUUUUCUCUUAUGAUUUCCAACACGAUCGAUAUCUUCAUUUAGCAACUAAAGGUGGGCUUUACAGCUUUGUCAAAUUUUUGUUGGAAGCUGAUCCAUCAGUUACGACGAAUAAUGAUGGAAAGUACGGAUCGCUUUAUCAUGAGAAUGCAGUUGGACAAACACCAGUUGAUAUGGCAACACAAAUAUGGUGCAAGAAAAUCCGUGAAAAUGAUCAAUUUGUCGCGCCUAAGAAUGCUACUACAUUAGUACAUGUAAAUCAAAGAGAAAUGAACCCAGACACAGAGUCUGCUGAUCAUACUGCGGUCUUUGAUCUUUUAGUCCCUUAUUUACCGCGUACAAAAGACAAUCCAACAAGUCAACGCGUUUUUAUUUCUUUCGAUGAUGUGAAUCAAUACGUUAAAGAGUUCACCGAGGAAAUUUCUGGAAAAGGGAACAAGUUGGAGCAAAUAGGCUAUUAUCAUUUGGGAAUCAAUCUUCGUUCAUUUUUUCCACCUUUGCCUUUAAAGGCAACCCCCUCUCUAUCAAUGUCAUUAUGA